Messenger RNA from Passer domesticus (house sparrow), 3121 nucleotides. Its product is annotated as sodium channel subunit beta-1-like. The record is from RefSeq and is a predicted model, not a curated record. Gene Ontology annotation, molecular function: transmembrane transporter binding; sodium channel inhibitor activity. Bases 595 to 1239 code for a protein of 214 amino acids. NCBI's taxonomy places the organism in Eukaryota, Metazoa, Chordata, Aves, Passeriformes, Passeridae. Gene Ontology annotation, cellular component: voltage-gated sodium channel complex. The transcript is spliced from 5 exons. Gene Ontology annotation, biological process: regulation of sodium ion transmembrane transporter activity; sodium ion transport; regulation of heart rate by cardiac conduction.
CCGCAGUGCGCCGGGCCCGAGCGGAGCCGGAAAGAGCCGGAAAGAGCCGAAGCGGAGCCGAGCGCCGGCGAAGCGGGAGGCGGAAAGAGCCGAACGGCGGGGACGGAGCGGGGCCGAAAGGAGCCGAAAGGAGCCGAAGCGGACCCGCCUGAGGGUCCGGCCAUGCCUUGAAGCGGCUCCUCAGACCCGUCCCGGGCUCUUCCUCCUCGUCCUCCUCAUCCUCGUCCUCCUCCUGCGGCGGGGGAGGGGCCCAUGGGCCGGGCAGGGGGCUGAGGGGGCCGGAGACGCUGAACGGGGCCCGAACUGGGCUGAACUGGGCUGAACUGGGCCCAACUAGGCCGGAGAAAUCAGAGCCGGGCCGAAAAGCGGCGAAGUUGUCCGGAAAGAGCCGAAGCGGGCGAGGAAUAAGCGAAGUGAGGACGGAGCUGUACGGAAAGAACCGAACCGGGCCGGAAAGAACCGAGCUGGGUCGGAAGUAAGCGAAGCGGGCCGGAAGUAGACGAAGGGAGCCCGGGGAGGGUCGGAAAGAGCCGAAGCGAGCGCGAAGGGGGUCGGAAAGAGCCGAAGGUGUCCGGAAAUUGCCGAAGUGCCGCCAUGUUGCUGUCGCUGCUCCUCGGGCUCCUCGAGGUUUCGGGGGCGCUGGGGGGCUGCGUGGAGGUGGCCUCGGGCACCGAGGCCGUGCUGGGCGCGCCGUUCCGGCUGCUCUGCAUCGCCUGCAAGCGCCGCAGCGAGACCCCGGCCGAGGCCGAGAGCGAGUGGUUCUUCCGGCCCGAGGGGGCCCCCCACUUCGAGAAGAUCCUGCACUACAGCCCCGAGGAGGGCGAGUGGGUGGCCCCGGGCCCGUUCCUGGGCGUGCUGGCCUGGAACGGCUCGCGGGGCACGCGCGACCUGCAGGACCUGUCGGUGUGGCUGCGCGCCGUGCAGCGCGGCCACGCCGGGCACUACGUGUGCCGCCUGAAACGCAACCUGACCUUCGAGGGCUACACCUACAGCCUGGCCAGGAACCAGACCCUGCGGCUGGCCGUGGUGGACAAAGCGCGGCGGGACCUGGCGUCCAUCGUGUCCGAGAUCCUGAUGUACGUGCUGAUCGUGGUGCUGACGCUCUGGCUGGCCGCCGAGAUGCUCUACUGCUACCGCAAGGUGGCGGCCGCGGCCCCGCCCCCCGACAGCGCCUCGGAGUACCUGGCCAUCACCUCGGAGAGCAAAGAGAACUGCGGCGGCGUCCAGGUGGCCGAGUGACCCCGAGUGACCUCUGACCCCUGAGUGACCCCUGAGUGACCUCUGACCCCUGAGUGACCCGGAAUGACCACAGAGUGACCCCUGGAUGACCCCUGAGUGACCCCUGACCCUGACUGACCCCUGAGUGACCACUGACCGUGAGUGACCCCUGACUGACCCUGAGUGACCCCUGACUGACCUCUCGCCCCUGAGUGACCUCGAGUGACCCCUGACCCUGACUGACCCCUGAGUGACCUCUGAGUGACCCCUGAGUGACCCCUGAGUGACCUUUGACCACUGACUGACCCUGAGUGACCCCUGGGUGACCUCUGACCCCCAGGCCCCCCCCUGCAAUAACCCCCCCGGGGGGGACCCCCCCGACCCCUCCCCCACCCCCGACCCCGCAUGGCCCCUCCCCCCACCCCAAAUUUGGGGGAAAAAAUCCCAAAAUUUGGGGGAAAAAAGCCCGAAAUUUGAGGGAAAGAAUCCCAAAAAUUCGAGGAAAAAAUCCCAAAAUUUGGGGGAAAAAAUCCUAAAAAUUGAGAGAAAAUUCCCCAAAAUAAUGAGGAAAAAAUCCCAAUGUUUUGAGGAAAAAAAAAUCCUAAAAUGUGGGGAAAAAAAUCCCAAAAAUUCGAGGAAAAAAUCCCAAAAUUUGAGGGAAAAAAUCCCCAAAUUUGGGGAAAAAAAUCCCAAAAAUUUGGGGGAAAAAAUCAGAAAAAAAUGGGGAAAAAAUCAGAAAAAAUUUGGGGAAAAAAUCCCAAAAAUUCGAGGAAAAAAAUUCCCAAAACCUGAGGAAAAAAAUUCCUAAAAAUUAAGAGAAAAAAAAUCCCAAAAAUUUGAGGCAAAAAUUCCAAAAUUUGGGGGAAAAAAUCCCAAAAAUUUUGGGGCACAAGUCACAAAGUUUGGGGAGAAAACCCCCAAAUUUGGAGAAAAAAAAAUAAAGUAAAAUUACAGAAAAAAUCCCAAGAAAUGGAGAAAUAAAACAUCCCAAAAUUCAGAGGAAAAAACCCCAAAAGUGAGGGGAAAAUCUGAAAAAUUUGAGGGAAAAAGUCAUAAAAUUUGGAGAAAGAAAUCCCAAUUUUUUGGGGAAAAAUCUUCAAAAUUUGCAGGAAAAUUUGCCAAAAUUUGGGGGGAAAAUUUCCCAAAUUUUGGGGUAAAAUCCCCCAAAAUUUGGGAUAAAAAUCCCCUAAAAUUUAGGAGAAAAAAAUCCCAAAAUUUGGGCUAAAAUUCCCCAAAAAUUUGGGGUAAAAAAUCCAAAAUUUGGGACAGAAAAUCCUCAAAUUUUUUGGGAGAAAUCCCCGAAAUUUUGGGCUAAAAUUCCCCAAAUUUGGGGUCAAUCCCCCCCCGGUGUGAGAGGGUGUGUGCAUGUAAAUGAGCCGUAUGCAAAUGAGCCGUAUGCAAAUGAGUGUUAUUUAAAAGAGCAAUAUGUAAAUGAGACAAGAGGACAAGACCUCAACAGCACUUUAUGCAAAUGAGGGGGUGUGGCAAUACAAAUGAGGGUGGUAUGCAAAUGAGGGGUGUGUACAUAUAUGUAAAUGAGAUGACAUGCAAAUGGAGUUGUGUUGUUGAUAUGCAAAUGAGAUGGAGAUGAGCGACGGCAAUUGUGAGCACGGGUAAUUUAAUAUGUAAAUGAGCUGUACAUAAACAAGCGUUAUGCAAAUGAGCACUGACGCAGCCGCACAAAUGCACAUCUCACUUAACUGCGAUAUGCAAAUGAACCUGCACAUGAGGCGGGGCAUGCAAAUGAGCACCCAGCACCGUAUGCAAAUGAGCACCGCCGUGUCAACACAUCGCUGUAUGCAAAUGAGCGCCCGUAUGCAAAUGAGUGCCAUAAUUAACGGAGUAAUUGUGCCAAGCCCCGAUAUGUAAAUGAACAUGCAAAUGAACAUGCAAAUGAGCUGGA